UGAGAGAACAUCCACUUUUGACACUAGCUGACAGGUAUUGGUCGAUAAUUCCCGUAUAUUUGUUCGUAAAUCCUAAAUAACGAGCAAAAUGGGCUUCACAAUCUGCGGCCCUAAACUGUCCCUAUGUGGGCUUGUAUUGAGCGUGUGGGGGAUCAUCCAGUUGACUCUGAUGGGCGUUUUCUAUUAUAUCAGAGCAGUAGCCUUAUUGGAAGAUCUUCCCGUUGAAGAGGGAGCUCAUAGUAGCAUUGAGCAUUUCCUUGCAGAAGUGGAAACUGGAUAUGAUCAGAAUGCAUACAACUGCUGGAUUGCGGCUCUGCUCUAUGUAAUCACGCUGGUCAUCUCUGGACACCAAUUCUGGAUGAACAACCGUUCAUCAGUUAGCAUGUAAAUACAAUAUUGGUGUGAAAGUGUUAUCACUGAUGUUUCUAUGAAGGCUCGGAACCGGUUUUUUCUUCAUACUAUGGGCGCAUAUAAAUUCAUAGGCAGCGUACGCGCAUCGCUACAUGCAGUGCGCACCAACCUCAAGCAAACCAGUCUAGCUAGGCAGGACGAGCGCGGGCGCGGGGCGCGGAGCAGCGGACAGCGGUCACAGCGGUCGCCCGACAGCCCCAUAAUACAAAAAAUACCGGUAUUAUUACGUUCUUUCCAAUUAUUUCAGUUUUUAUGGGUCAAUCUAAUAAUACGAAGUCAUUGCCUGAAUACAUGAUUCAGUCCUACGGAAAGAGCUUAAAAUUAUUAAAAAUAUUGGGCUAUUUUGAGAUUUAAAAACCGGUUCCGAGCCCUGGUUUCUAUAGUUCACAUUGGUGACAGACAUUCAACUCCAAUAGUGAAUUCUAGAAACACAGACAUGUGUUGCAUAACUGCUCUUAGCAACUCCAUUCCAUUAAUAAUUUAUUGAAUGAGUAUUUGAAUCUUGUAAACAUAGUCAGAGGUGUAGAAAAAAACUCAUUUUGAAAUGUUUUACAAUUCAAAGACACCCGUGAUGUCAGAGCAUUAUACUUACACCAAAUUGUAAUAUCAUAAUUUCUAAUGAAUAUAAAUGAUAGGUACCCUUUAAGUGGAAAUGUUCUUUUGUUUCUUGGAAAUGUUCUAUUGUAUAGUCUCAAACGUUUAACAAUUUAUAAUUCAUCAAAUAAUUUAUUUAAAAAGAAAAUCCAUUCUUCGAAAUCAUUUAAAUCAACAUGGCAAACUUGUGGAAGGAUAUUAUAAUAAGUAUUAUUACUCCUUAUUGCUGUUAAAUUGUACAUAACAAAUAUACAUUGUACAUUAUGAAAGGCUUAGUUUUUCUUGAAUAAAGAUAUUAAUGUUAGA
Molecule: messenger RNA, 1311 nt
Organism: Cydia splendana
Lineage: Eukaryota; Metazoa; Arthropoda; Insecta; Lepidoptera; Tortricidae
Product: ribonuclease kappa
Exons: 3
Coding region: 89-388 (99 amino acids)
Biological process (GO): nucleic acid metabolic process
Molecular function (GO): RNA endonuclease activity
Source: RefSeq, a predicted model, not a curated record